AUGCGAAUAAUCUUCUUCUACAUUAUUAUUGUUUUGAUUUUCUUCGAAUUUUCUGAAGAAUCAAAUCAAAAACAUCAUCAACAUCGAAAAAGGCGAAAACGUCAACCACAAUUUCAAAAUGAAGUUCAUCCAGAAGAUUCUGCCGAAAUAAUUGAUUAUCCAGAUCAGGAAAAUGUUCAACCUGAACUUUUUAAUGAAAUUCAAAACUCUUGGCAAAAUCCUGAUCAUCCAGAAAGGCGACUAAAUCGAUAUUCGAGUUCAGAUGACGGCGAUGAACAAACUGAAUUUGUUAGAACUGAAUUUAGCGAACAAGUUUAUAAAAAAAUGCGGACUUAUGGUAUGUUUUUAAUUUUGCAUGGAUUUUUUUUGCGCGCAGCUGACGAGGUUUGGGGAAAAAUUUGAAAAUAAAUAAUUUAUUGUCUUUGAAAGACCCGAAAAGUGUUCGGAAGUACUUUUUUAAUUGGUUUUCUCCAAAGUCAAAAAUAGUUUUUUUUCUCAACAUUCUAAAAAAUGGCUAAAACUAAAUUUUCUCUCUCAAAAUCUAAUGUUUCUCUGAAAUGUCUUCUUUUUGUCUCAAAGUUCUGUGGGAAAUCUGAAAAUAAAUAAUUUAUGAUCUCUGAAAAAACCAAAAGUGUUCGGAAGUACUUUUUUAAUUGGGUACUCCAGAGAAAAUAGUUUUUUCUCAACGAAAAUGCUGAAAUUCUAAUAUCUUCCUGAAACUUUUCAUUUUUUCUCGACAUUCUGAAUGAAUAGAAAAAGGUGCACCAAAAUAGUACAAAAAAGAGUGAAACAAUUAAAAAUUAAUGAGUUGAGUUGAAAAAACAAAAUAAUUAUAAUGACUUUUCCUUUUUUGCAGUAUUUGUUGAUGUUUUCAAUAAAAGGGACCCUUUUUUUCAAUCAAAAAGAAAAAAAACAAACAAAUAUGAGAUUUUAGGCGGCUUCCAAUACAAAACCUAAUUAAAUGAAUGUUGCUCUGAUGAAUGAAAAAACCUGGAGCUUCGCUUUUUCUGAAAAUAACACAGAUUCUCCUUCUUCUUUUUUCUAAUCUAAUUAUUUUAAUUAUUCGCUUCCACCCGAGCCUUUUUCAAUAUAUUUAUUUUGUUUUGAAUUCUGGGUGUUUUAUUCCAGUGAGCCAGAACUAUAUAUAUUUUUUUCUAAAUUUUUCAAAUACAUUUUUUCGUAGUUUAACUUUGGGAAAUUAUGAACAUUGCACAUGCUCUAAAAAUUAUAAAAAUAAAAUUUUUGUUCCAAAAAAGGUUCAUAUCCCAAAAUUAUCUGAAUCCGAAAACGCUAUAAACUCUGGUUGAUUUUUUUCCUAAAUUCCCGAUACCAUCUGGAACCCUUGAAAUUUUUUUUUCACAAAACUCAAACUCAGAAACGUUCUCCUCGUUUCCCCUCAUUAGUUCAUCAGAAGUGCGAAGUCAAUCAAAAAAUAAAUAUGAGUGGUAUCUGCGUCUCUUCUUUUCUUCACACUCUCUUAUUUUUUCCCGAUGAUUUUGUUAUAAUCAUUUCCGAAAGAAGAGUGGACAUCAUUUUGCAUAUUUUGACAUUUUUUCGAUGAACUUUCUCACGCAAAAAAUAUUUUUUUCUUCACUUUUUUAAACGUAAGAAAAAAACUAGACAAUUAUUAUUUGGUCAAAAAAAGGUGUUGUUUAUUAUUGUCACACCACAAAAAGGUGGCUUUUUAGUAUUUCGAAAGAGAAAAACUAAAUAGACACAAUAGAGACUCUUUUCUUUUUCUUCUUUUUUUCUCGAAAAAAGUUCCAGGUAAAAUACUACCAACUCAUAAUAAUAUAAAUGAGAAUAGGAACCUAUUAUUAUAGACCUUUUUUUAUUUUAUGUUAUGUAUUUGAUCCUCUCAUUUUUAUUCGUUGGGUGGUUAGGAUAUCAUAUGUUUUUGCUAAUUUCCUUUUUUGCCACACAUUUUUUCGAUAUAUUUCCGUUUCAUUUGAUUUCGCGGCACACCGGAAAUUUUCAGAGCCCUCCUCUCAUAUUUUCGCCUCCCGAAAAAGUACAUUUUCAUGACUGAGUCCUCAAAUUUCUAAAUAUGAGAAGAUCUUCUUUUGUUUUCAAUGUGCUUGGAAUUUUUUAGUGAGCUUUGGCAGGAUUUUCUGAUUUUUUUGUUCGUGUUACACCAUAGGUUUACUCAUCCGAAAAAACAAACUUAUCUAGUUGGUUCCUCAAGAAGAAUGCGUGUAAUUGAGCAUGUUUCUUUUUUCCUCUUCUUUUUUCUUCUAAUCGGAAGUCUAAUCUGAUUUUGGUGUAUAUCUCCCAAAAAAACACCAUUGUUUCUCAUUUUCUUUCUCUUUAUUUCAUCAUUUCAUCCAUCUCCGCCCAUUUUUUGUCAGCAUAUCCAAUCGCUGAUUUCUUCCUUCUGUUUCUUUUGUCAAGUGCUUCUUUUCGAGACUCAUGAUUUUUAAUAUUAAUAAUAUUAAUAAAUUCUGAAGUUUUGGUCGAAAAAGUCGAAUGCGCACUUUUUUCCCAUACUUUUCUUAUUUUAUCAAUUAUUCAACACAUUUUUUGCCUAAGAUUUUUCAUAUAAGUCUUAUUAUUCUCCUAGUACUUUCGCAAUUUAUUUGAGUACUUUUGAUGUUGAGAAUUUGAAAUAUUCUAGAUGGUCUUCAUUUAUUAUUUUUGUUCGAGGUUUUGAUUUUUGAACCUGCAUUCUUUUCGAUAGUUGGAAUCUCGUUGUAUUUUUAAAAUCUAUAAAGCGAAAAGUUCAAUAUUGUUAAUGUUAGUUUUGCAAGUAUCUUUUCAGAUUUAAUCUUUUUUUGAAAAAAGAUUUUCUAAAAUAGAGAAAUAAAACAUAAAAUCUAAAGGAUAAUCUCUAAAACCCUAUCAAAUAUGAAACGUCUAUAAAAUUUAAUUUCAAAAUUCCAUAAAACUAGUCCUGGGUCCGGCAAAAUUUUUUAAAAAUCAGAGAUCCAUUUUUAUUUGAACUCAUGCAUCCAGAAUAUUUAAUCCGAUUCAAAAGUUGCCAGUUUUUAUAUAUGUAACUAAGUCUGAAAAUGCUUAUCAUUUUUCUUGAAAUCGGCCUCAAAAGGGCUUUUUCAUAAUGAAACUUCAAAAUAUACCCUCCAGACAGCUACCGUAUUUUCCUGCUCAAUUCCUUUCCUUCACUCGCCUUCUCUUCCAAUUUUCCUGGGCGGCAACAUCUUACACUUUUGAUGUAAUGUUAAUCAGUCAUUGUCAACUGGAAAUAGUGUUGUAAUUAGGGAAACUCAGAAAUGUUGACAAGGGAUAUGGUAGAAGUUGAAGAUGCGGUAGAAAUUAGUAGAUUUUUGAUUUAUUAUCCUUGAAAAAUACUUUUUUCGGGGAUCAUUUUGAUGUCAACGAGAUAUUUUUAAGGACUCGUUAGUUCUUUUUUUGGUUGUUAUCUAUGAACAUGUAUUCAGCAGAUACUUUUCGUAGAUAUCCGGUGGAAAAAUAUGAGAAAAAGGAAGGAGAUUUUGAGAUAAUUCUCAAGGGAUCUUUUUAUUUCAAACAAGCCACCCAGUUAUACACCACACUAAGACAAUCAUUGUCUCGUUUUACACCAGAAAAAAAAAUGAGGAUAAAAAACUUUUCGAGAAGUUUUCUCCAAAAAAUCUUCUCUAAAGAUGUUACAUUUCUAGAUAUAAAUCAAAAUGUGUUAAUGUGAUGAGGCACAAAACACAUAAAAUAUUUCAAAUUUUAUUAGAUUUUCUUGAUCUAUUUUUUGUUUCUAUUUUAUAUUCUCUUCCAAAAUAAAAUAAAAUAGAACUUUUUCAAAAAAUCAAAUAAAAAUUCUUCAAUAAAUCAAUUUCUAAAACGAUUUUCAAUAAAUUAGUUCUCCAAAUCUUCUGUUUUUCUUUCUAAUUUUUUUAUCCUUCAAAACCAACUGUUCAUUUUCAUUCUAACUUUAUCUCAUAAAUGAAUAAUCCAUCCAUUAUAAUUAUAUCAAUUUGACACCUGUCUUCUUCUUUUUAUCGAUUUUCUUUUAUUUUCAUUUUCAAAAACUUUUCAUAUUAAGAUGUUCAAAGUCUGAAAAUGUUGCCAUUUCUAAUUUUCUUCAUAUUCAAAAUAUGUAUCGUUUUGGCGUCUUUUGACGAUGGAUUUGGAAGUCCAAGAAGAAAUCAAAAUUAUGGUAAAAAAAAACACAAAUUGAUGGAAUUUGGGAUAUUAGAUGUGUAAAAAUAAGCAAAAUUUAUUUUUCUAGGUACACCAGCAGUUUCACCAAAUAGACAGAUUGAAUGCUAUUCUUGUAUGUCAAUGUCGUAUCAAAUGAGCUGGAGAUAUUUACAAGCAACAUAUGUUUGGCCAAAGGUAAUUUUUUGAAAAUUAUAACGAAAAAAAGGAAAUGGUAAAAUCGUAGAAUACACUUCUCUAUUUGAAAAACUCAAAAAUUGUUCACAAAAUUACGAAUUCUGACUUCAGUUUUCAUCAGAUUCCUUCGGGAAAAUUAGCGCCAAACACUACAGAAAAAGUAACAUGUUCAAGAUAAAUCAUAAAAACAAAUUUAGGUAUUCACUGAUCGUUGCCGUGAUCCAUACAAUGAACAAGGAAUUCCAAUAGUUUUAUGUAGCAGUGUUUGUAUUUCAAUGAUGGAACCAGAUAUUGAAGCUGGUGUAUUAAUUGGCUAUAAACAUAUACGGGGAUGUAUGGAUAAAGUAUUAAGAAAUGGCUUUAAUCAAACAGCAUUAGGAACACAUCGAUUUCAUCAAAAUGCACACCAAAAGGUAAACUUUCUUUUCAUUUUUUGUUUUUUUUUCAAACAAAACAUGUUUUUGUUUCAGAAUCAUUGUCGAACUCUCAGCCGAUCAGCCCUUUUCAAUCCAGCAAAAUCAAGUGAUCCUCCAGCAAUCGGAGAUGUUCAUCUUUGUUCAUGUUAUGGUAACAAAUGUAAUACUUAUCAUACUUCUUCAUCCUCUUCGAUUUUUCGAAUAUCCAUAUUUUUACUUUUGUUCUUUUUCACAUUUUUCUAA
Messenger RNA from Caenorhabditis angaria, 4943 nucleotides. Lineage: Eukaryota; Metazoa; Nematoda; Chromadorea; Rhabditida; Rhabditidae. The record is from the annotation of a GenBank genome assembly.